Molecule: messenger RNA, 822 nt
Organism: Suillus subaureus
Lineage: Eukaryota; Fungi; Basidiomycota; Agaricomycetes; Boletales; Suillaceae
Exons: 5
Coding region: 1-822 (273 amino acids)
Source: RefSeq, a predicted model, not a curated record
AUGUUCAAGCAUUAUCAGGCAGCUGUGAAGAGAAUCAUGGCUGAAUUGUCCGAUGAUGAGUUGGAGAAGGUGAAGGAAACAGCCAAAGAAUGGUCCAACAACUUUCCUCCUCCUGAGAUACAGGCACAAGUUGCUCAUAAGAAGGGACCUGCAUACAUGGAGCACUUUUUGAAGGAGAUGUGGAGGCAAUGUGGGAUGAGAGUGUUUGUGAUGUUGGCUUGGAAGAAUGAACAGGGAGAGGUGCUGUUUGGGAUGCACAAUGAUAAUGAGGCAUUAGGAGAUGGGGACAGCUUUAUGAAGAUGAAGGACUGGGAGGACAUUGAGCCAGUUUGGCAGGAGUACAUGCAGGAACAGUUUGGUGCCAGGGCAUGGGAUGGAGGACAACAGAUGAAGGGAGGUCAAAAAAGAAUCAGAAAGCCUGCUUUUGAACUGGAAACUGACAAAGAUGGGAUGCCGUUGCUUCCAGACAUCACCAAAAUGAAACUCAAGGAGAAGAAGGCCAUAUAUGUUCCAGCAGAUGUGGACUUGAAGGAGCCUUCCAAGUUGCAAAAUUGGGACACUAUGGCCUUACUCAAUUUCUGGCAUGCUCAGCAGGAGAAAGGUGAAGGUCCAACAUUCCUGUUCAAAGCAUGGAAGAACAAAGAUGGAGACAUGGCUUGCCCAGUCAAGCCAGCGAAAACUAGUGCACUGCUAACAUCACAAAUGGGCAACCUCCUGGCUGGGUUGACUGACGGAGUCGCCAGCAAUGUUGAGGAGGAUGUUGCAAUGGAAGGAGGGCACACAUCUCUGGCACCAAAGAACAUGCAGGGAAAAAAGCAGUGA